CCUCGCAGCGCAGUGACGUCGCGGAGGGCGUGGCGACCCGUUAGCUUCGGCUUGUGGAGCACGCACACGCGCGAAGGGUGCUGGGUUUUGAUCUCGCGGACUCCGUUCUAGUGACCGAAUGCUGCGUCACUCUGGUGACGUCAAGAGCACGAAGCCAUAAUCCCACCCUGCAGCUGCCGCCCGCAGCCCGAGGGGUGAUCAUAUCAACAACAACAUUGUGUCGCCAUCGUCACACGGGGCCCGGGGCUCCUCCUGUGUCCGGGGAUCGCGGCCGUCUCGCCGGCUCUUGUUGAGCAGCAUAUCACUUCCUGUACCAAAGAAAUGGUGAUGGAGAAGCCAAGUCCCCUGCUUGUAGGGCGGGAGUUCGUCAGGCAGUACUACACUCUGCUAAAUAAAGCUCCUGACUUUUUGCACAGGUUUUAUGGAAGAAAUUCUUCCUAUGUGCAUGGGGGAUUGGAUGCCAGUGGGAAGCCCCAAGAAGCUGUGUAUGGACAAGCGGAAAUUCACAAGAAGGUGAUGUCACUUCAGUUCAGUGAAUGUCGCACAAAGAUUCGACACGUUGAUGCACAUGCUACACUGAGUGAUGGAGUUGUUGUCCAAGUUAUGGGUGAACUUUCUAACAAUGGCCAACCAAUGAGAAAGUUCAUGCAAACCUUUGUGCUUGCCCCCGAAGGAUCUGUCCCAAACAAAUUUUAUGUUCACAAUGACAUCUUUCGCUAUGAGGAUGAGGUUUUUGGGGAUUCAGAAGCAGAGCUAGAUGAAGAAUCUGAAGAAGAAGUAGAAGAAGAACAGGAGGAAAGACAGCCAUCUCCUGAACCUGUUCAAGAAAACUCCAACAGUUCUUACUAUGAUCCACAUCCAGUGUCUAAUGGAGUAGAGGAGUCUUUGGAAGAACCCAUUAUUGAGCCAGAGCCAGAGCCUGAACCAGAAGUGAAGACUGAGGAGCUAAAACCUGAGCCAGAAGAAAAGAAUAUAGAGGAGCUUGAGGAAAAGUCACCCACACCUCCACCUGCUGACCCCAUUCCUCUGCCCCAGGAGCCACCAAAGGCUUUCUCUUGGGCAUCAGUGACCAGUAAAAACCUGCCUCCAAGUGGUACUGUACCAUCUUCAGGAAUUCCUCCCCAUGUUAUAAAAGCUCCUGCUUCACAGUCAAGAACUGAAAAUAAACCAGACAGUCAACUUCAGCCUCUACGUACUCGUGAUCAGCGUCCACGAGAGCGUCCAACGUUUCAGCUGAGGGGGCUGCGAUCAGGUCGUGGAGACACUGAUCAAGGGGAAACUGAUAACCGACGCAUGUUCCGAUAUCCUGACAGCCACCAGCUCUUUGUUGGUAAUCUACCACAUGAUAUUGAUGAAAGCGAGUUAAAAGAAUUUUUCAUGAGUUAUGGAAAUGUAAUGGAACUCCGGAUUAAUACCAAAGGUGUUGGCGGGAAGCUUCCUAACUUUGGAUUUGUUGUGUUUGAUGAUUCUGAACCUGUUCAGAGGAUUCUGCUUGCUAAACCAAUUAUGUUUCGUGGUGAAGUUCGCCUAAAUGUGGAAGAGAAGAAAACCAGAGCUGCCCGUGAAAGGGAAAUUCGCAGUGGUGAUGACCGCAGGGAUGUACGCCGCAAUGACCGUGGUGCUGGGGGACGCGGUGGAGUUAUUGGAGGUGGAAUGAUGCGGGAUAGGGAUGGAAGAGGCCCUCCUCCACGAGGGGGGAUGGCACAAAAGCUGAGCACAGGAAGAGGAUCAGCCUCUAUGGAAAGCCGCUUCACUGGUCAACGCCGCUGAAAAUCAUUAAUACAAAGUAAAGCCUACAGUGGUACAUUAUUCGUGGUGUUUGCAUUCUUGUUAAUCUUAGCUUUGGAAUGUGACACAGCUUUUUUUUUUUCUCCUUUUUUCUUUUUUUUUUUUCCUUCCCCAUAAUUUCUUUGAUGUGAAGACAUCUUUUGUUUGCAGUUUCAAUUGAGGUGAACUUUUUUUUAAAUUUUAUUUCUUUUGCUGUUUCUCAGCAGUAAUUAAGAUGUUAAUUUUACACCCCGAAAUAAGAAAUUAGAAGGAAUGAGAUGACCAUUAGCACUGCAAAUUAUGUGGACAUUGGAGGCUCAUGUCUAGUAGAGUUCUGUUUUCAAGUAUUAUCGUUUCUUCACUGGAAACAAAAAUAGUGCAAUGUUGCCUCCUGUACUUCUUCUUCUUCUUCUUUUUUUUUAUUUAGUCCUUAAAUACCUUUUUGCAUUGAAGGAACUAAUGGUUCAGCUCUUGUCAAAUGCACGAACGAUCUCCUCUUAACACGGUUGUAGGAACCCAGUUUUUUGUAAGACGAUGGCAUCUGGUUUGUUGUACCAUAAACACCUUGGUGCAAACACUAUCAAAAAGUUAUUUCUCUGGAACUAAUUUAAAAUCUGAACUUUAAUCAGAAUUGGUC
Molecule: messenger RNA, 2404 nt
Organism: Nanorana parkeri
Lineage: Eukaryota; Metazoa; Chordata; Amphibia; Anura; Dicroglossidae
Gene: G3BP2
Product: G3BP stress granule assembly factor 2
Exons: 12
Coding region: 322-1770 (482 amino acids)
Cellular component (GO): cytosol; ribonucleoprotein complex
Molecular function (GO): mRNA binding
Source: RefSeq, a predicted model, not a curated record